Messenger RNA from Ostertagia ostertagi, 480 nucleotides. NCBI's taxonomy places the organism in Eukaryota, Metazoa, Nematoda, Chromadorea, Rhabditida, Trichostrongylidae. The record is from the annotation of a GenBank genome assembly.
GUUGUCUGUGAUUUGCCUCGCAUUAAAGAAGCUAUCGAAUUCAGCGCCAAAUACAAGGAUCGCAUUCUGUAUGUCCCUUUCUCGACCCUUGAAUCGUACUUCUUCUAUUUAGAUGAGAUAAGUCGACAAUUGGCGCCUUUAAAAGCACGAGCAUUGCUGUACUUAGCGGCGGCGGUGUCGGACUUUUACAUCGAAGAAGAACAGAUUCCAACACACAAGAUACAGUCUGGUGAUGGUGGACUAAAUCUACGCCUCAGUCUUGCACCUAAAGCUAUCGAUAAAAUUGUCAACAAACUGGUGCCGAAGGCCUUCAUCAUAUCGUUCAAGUUGGAGACUGAUGAUUCAAUACUGAUAUCGAAAGCACGUGGAGCGUUAGAGAAGUACAAGCAUCAGUUGGUGAUUGGUAAUAUUCUGCAAACAAGGAAAGUCCAUGUGGUGCUUGUGGAUGCUCAUAAUACGGAGGACAUCGACCUGAGUCAG